Molecule: messenger RNA, 3435 nt
Organism: Dissoconium aciculare CBS 342.82
Lineage: Eukaryota; Fungi; Ascomycota; Dothideomycetes; Mycosphaerellales; Dissoconiaceae
Exons: 2
Coding region: 1-3435 (1144 amino acids)
Biological process (GO): exocytosis; piecemeal microautophagy of the nucleus; endocytosis
Cellular component (GO): membrane; cytosol; nuclear envelope
Molecular function (GO): protein binding; sterol binding
Source: RefSeq, a predicted model, not a curated record
AUGCAGGGUAGCAUUCGGCCGCUAUCCACGACCAUGUCUACUGCGGGUUCGCCGAGUAAAGAAGGCAAUGAAGCCAAAGAAGUGCCAUAUGUCGCAUCGACUGCCACGCAAGGCGCGUCAAUCGAGCAGAGCGUGCGCCUUUUCAAAGUGUUCGAAGCGCUGCGAAGCGGCGACACUGCGGCAAUCGCCAAAGCUACAAGGUCAGAGGAUGGAACAGCGCUGCAGGAUACCACUGUACUUCACUUGGCCAUACAAUGUGCAGAGCCGCCAGUGAUUGAGUACGUCCUAUCCCAACCUGGAACGGACAUCAACGCGCAAGACAGCGAUGGCAGCACUCCACUACACGUCGCAUCCGCACUCGGCAGAGUAGCUGUAGUUAAGCUCUUGCUUGAACAGAAGGAUUUAAUCGACUCCACUGCCAACUAUCAGGGAAAGACGGCGCUAGAUCUGGCGAGGACACCUGAGAUCUUUCAGCAGCUCCAGCUAGCAAGAUCGGUCUACAUUGACGCAAACACCCGCAAAAUUCACCAAUUAUUGGCGCAGGGCGACAACGAGCGCUUCGAGCAGCUCAUCAGCGACAGCCGACUCAGAUCGGUUCUCGAUAUUAACAGCCCGGAGCUCGCAACAGAGCCCUCGACGGUCGCCGAUGGCGGCUCUCUUCUACACGAGGCUGCCCGCAAGAAGGAUGUCAACCUCGCGCAGAUACUCUUGCUCAAUGGCGCAGAUCCUUUCAGACGGGACCGCAAAGGAAAACUGCCACAGGACGUCACCAAGGACGAGCGGACGAAAGCCAUUCUCAAGAAAUCUCCGGCCGCUGCAGUAGCACAAAGAAAUAUUCAGGAGAGGACUAUUCUUGGAGAUAGCUUGCAGGCAGGCGCCAUCGCCAAUGUAGAUGGCGGACCAGGCAGUAAGGAAAGCAGAGAGAUGAAGGGCUACCUUAAGAAGUGGACCAAUUACACAUCUGGAUACAAGCUACGCUGGUUUGUCCUUGAAGACGGUGUCUUGUCAUAUUACAAGCAUCAAGAUGAUGCUGGUAGUGCUUGCCGAGGUGCGAUCAACAUGCGCAUUGCAAAGCUCCAAAUGGACCCGAAGGACAAACUGCAUUUCGAGAUUCAUGGCAAGAGCUCAGUCAAGUAUGAUCUGAAAGCAAACCACCAGGUCGAGGCCAAGCGAUGGUUCUGGGCUCUGAACAAUGCGAUUCAAUGGACAAAGGAUGAGGCCAAGGAAGAACAGAAGAAGACUAAGCUUCGAGACACUGAGGGUGCGCCCUCCAUCAGGGAAAGCUUAGCUCCCGGAACUUCCGCUGCCACAGUUACUGGCACACCUCUUGCAGGGAGUACGAUUGCCGAGUCUGUUGCGGCCUAUGAGCCAAGUGAUGCUGACGCGGGCUCCACCCAUCAUCCCUCGUUUGGCCGCACCACGGCCCAGAUUGAAGGCGAUGCCGACGACGAUGAGGAAUUCGGCGAUGACAUCAGCAGUCAUGAUGUCCGGCCAGCCAGCAAGGAUGCAUUCAGCAUUACCGCGCAAUCUGCGAAGCUACAACUUGACUUGUUGGAGCAAGUUUCCGCGGCUCUGCAGAGCGAGAAGGCCAAGAAUCCGGAGAUGCAGCUUGGUCACCCUACUGUAUCGCAGGCAUUGUCUUCAUACGAAACUGCGGUGGGCAACCUGAAGGGCCUGCUUGUGGACCUGUUGAGAAUCUCGCGCGACCACGAGGCCUACUGGAACUACCGUUUGGAACGUGAACAGAACAUUCGCCGACUCUGGGAGGACAGCAUGGCCAAGGUUGCUCGGGAGCAAGAGGAUCUUGAAAAUCGCAUUGGGGAAUCGGAGGACAAGCGCAAACGCACCAAGCGUGCACUUAAGGAAGCCCUGGAAGGCCAGGCUAGUACACCACAGACUGCCGCUGGUUCGGUAACUGCAAGCUCGCUACUUGCAGCCCCUGGUGAUGGCGUCGUACGACGUGCCACAAUUGCCGAACUUACCAACAAUGAAGUGUCUGAUGACGACGUCGAUGAUGAAGAGGAAUUCUUUGAUGCUGUCGACGCUGGACAAGUUGAGGUCGUUAGUGCACUUCCUCAGUACACGGCACCCGCGCAGGGCGGUGCUUCAGCGAUUUCAGAAAAGACCGCCCUCGAUAGCAAGACCGAAGACUCUGCCUCGAGCGCUGAAGUGAAGGGCCGAGAGAUCGCAAAAAGCUACCGAGGAUAUGAGGACGGAGUCAGGAAGAAGUAUAAGCUCGAGGCUGACAACCGACCAAAGGUCUCGCUUUGGGGUAUUCUCAAAUCUAUGAUUGGCAAAGACAUGACCAAGAUGACUCUCCCAGUGUCUUUCAACGAGCCAACAUCUCUGCUUUACCGCGUGGUCGAAGACAUGGAAUAUACCGAUCUGCUCAAUGUGGCUGCCGAGCGAAGCGAUUCUACCGAGCGACUCGUCUAUGUCGCAGGAUUCGCGGCCUCUGAAUACUGCAGCACAACGGGACGCGUUGCUAAGCCAUUCAAUCCUCUUCUUGGAGAGACUUACGAAUAUGCUCGACCCGAUCUGGGCUACCGAUUCUUUAUCGAACAAGUAUCUCACCAUCCUCCUGUGGGUGCUGCCUAUGCUGAAAGUGCCCGAUGGGACUACUACGGCGAGUCGGCCGUCAAGUCGAAGUUCUACGGUAAAUCGUUCGAGUUUAAUCCCCUCGGCACGUGGUUCCUGCACCUCAGACCGACCAACGGAGCUCCCGAGGAGCUAUACACAUGGAAGAAGGUCACCUCGUCCGUCGUUGGUAUCAUUACCGGCAACCCUGUUGUCGAUAACUACGGUCCCAUGGAAGUCAAGAACUGGACCACCGGCGAGGUUUGCUACCUCGACUUCAAGCCUCGUGGAUGGAAGGUGAGCUCGGCUUUCCAGGUCUCUGGCAAAGUAGUCGACGCCCAAGGCAAGACGAGAUGGUCUAUCGGAGGACGAUGGAACGACAAAAUCUACGCUCGUCUCACUCCAGGCUACGAAGCGGCCAUUGACGUGCCUUCAAGCAGUGGCUCUGCUGCGGACAAAGCCUUCCUAGUCUGGGAGGCACACUACCGACCACCGCCAGGCGAAAUUCCGUUCAACGUCACACCCUUCGUGGUCACUCUUAACGAUCUCCCUGACCGCCUCCGCCCGAUCAUCGCGCCUACCGACUCGCGUCUACGACCUGAUCAGCGUGCUAUGGAGGAGGGCGAGUACGACUUUGCCGCGGUUGAGAAGAAUCGCGUGGAAGAGGGCCAGCGUGCGCGACGACGAGAGCGCGAGGCUAACGGCGAAGAGUUUGUGCCGCGAUGGUUCUCCAAGGCCAAACACCCCAUCACUGGCGAGGAAUACUGGUUGUUCAACCAUGAGUACUGGACGACGCGUAAUGCGGUCAUUGAGGGGAAGACCACAUGGGCUGAGCAACGCUUGGAGGAGAUCUUUUAG